Molecule: messenger RNA, 1781 nt
Organism: Thecamonas trahens ATCC 50062
Lineage: Eukaryota; Apusomonadida; Apusomonadidae
Product: X-Pro dipeptidyl-peptidase domain-containing protein
Exons: 1
Coding region: 51-1724 (557 amino acids)
Molecular function (GO): dipeptidyl-peptidase activity
Source: RefSeq, a predicted model, not a curated record
CGGCGGCACCUGGCAGGCUGGGUCAGGCAUUUCUGUCGGUUUCUCAGGCAAUGGUCGGGAUGGAGGCGUGGGAGACGAGUCCGGGCGGGAUUGUGUUUGGAGAAGUGGACGAUGGCAUGGUGCGAGAGGCACUGGGCGUGGAAGGGCCGGGCAAGUGGCCGGUGAAGCACUACUACGUGACGAUGAAUGACGGAGUCAAGCUUUUCGUCUCGGUCUUUGUCCUCGAGGGCAAGGAGCAGCAGCCGUCGCCGGCGGUUGUCGACAGGUCGCCUUAUGGCCCGCUGCUGGAGGAGCUGGCGGAUUUGUGGCUUCCGGUCGGGUAUGCGGCGGUGAUGGUGAACCAGCGCGGGACCGGGCUCUCGGAAGGCAACUGGACCAUGUGGCACACGUCUGCGUCAGACGGGGCGACGAUCAUGCAGUGGAUCACCGAGCAGGCGUGGAGCAACGGGAUUGUGUUUGAAGAGGGCGCAUCCGCUGACGGCAUCGAGGCGUACACCUCGUUCCUUGUUCCGCAACCACAUGUCAAGGCGGCAUGGGUGCUAUGGUCGACGGGCCGGUCGCACCCGCUCGUCUACCAGAACGGUGCGUUCCGCCAUUCGCUCGUGGGUGGAUGGAUCGAGUCGAUCCACGCGCAGCGACCAUGGAUGCCGGCGUACCUGCCAGAGAUGUACGAGCACGAGGCGUUUGACACGUGGUGGGCGGAGAUCUCGUUUGAGAACUACACCAACGUCGAUGUGCCGAUGAUCCACUACGCCGGAUGGGGCGACAUUUUCCUGCAGCACCAGCUCGAGACGUUUGCAGCGUUUCAGGCUCAAGGCGCAGCCGGCGCGCGUGGCAAGCAGAAGCUUGUGGUUGGUCCGCUAGGGCACUGCUCGCUACAGGCGCACGACCGGCGGCCACAGGCUGAGCUGGCCGAGAUUUUCUCCUACGAUCUGGCAACGUGGCUCUUUGUGACGACAGCGGGUGAGCCGUUUGAUCCGCCCAAGCUCGACACCAUCACGUUUUACGUCAUGGGCGCCAACGAGAGCCAUGCGCCGGGCUCAUACUGGACCACGCUUCCAGAGUGGCCGGCGACGACGCCAAAGACCUUCUACCUUGCAGCGAACAAAGUGCUUGCUGUCGAGCCGUCGAGCGCGGGAGCCAACGAGACCUACGUCUUCGAUCCGGCGAAUCCGGUCAAGACGAUCGGCGGCAACAACCUCAUGCUGCCGUGCGGGCAGCGGGCGCAGAAUGCGGUCGAGGGCCGGGCAGACGUCCUUGUCUUCACCUCGGCCAAGCUGAGUGCGCCGGUGGCGAUUGCGGGGCGGAUGUCGACGACGCUGUACGUCUCGUCGUCGCGCAACGACACCGACUUCACGGUCAAGGUCACGGACGUGUUCCCGGACGGGGCGUCGAUCCUCAUCACCGACGACAUCAUCCGCAUGCGGUGGCGGGUGUCGGACAAGGCACCAGUCGGGAUGGUGCCCGGGACAGUGUACAAGGUGACCAUCGAGCUGUGGGCGACGUCGUACGUGUUCAACACCGGGCACGCGCUCCGGUUCGCGGUCUCGUCGUCCAACUACCCGCGGUUCUCGGUCAACCCGAACACUGGGCUGCCGAUCAUCGACUUUGACGAGGCUCACAUGCUUGUGGCGCACAACACGCUCCACUUUGGUGGGGAGACGCCGUCAUCGCUCACACUCCCUGUCGUUUCGAUGACUGACAUUCCGCACAAUGUGCUGUGAAGGUGGAUUGUAGCUUCCGUGGUCGCCGACGGGAGUAAAACAACGUUGUUUUCCACA